Messenger RNA from Ectocarpus sp. CCAP 1310/34, 900 nucleotides. Lineage: Eukaryota; Phaeophyceae; Ectocarpales; Ectocarpaceae. The record is from the annotation of a GenBank genome assembly.
AUGGAGCGAGCACGGGUCAUGCUGGGAGCGAGCGCUGCAGACCAGGCAGGAGCUAAGGAGGCGGCGGUCAACGCGGCGAACACUCGCGCGCUCCGUGCCUCGCUCCAAGCGCUGAAGCGGCACAGCAACAGCUCGACAGGGUGGACCGCGUACACGACAGCGCUCGCCACAGCAGCGGAAGCGGGGGAGCACACGUGUCCUGACCCCAACCUGUCCCACCCUGGCAACCGGUGCAAGCCCGCUGAGCCUGGUGGAGUGAGCUUUGCCGAGCGAGCCAAGAGUCUCGGCAUUCGGUACGAGACUUUCAGCGACGCACGUGUGCGGAUGCACAACACGAACCACGACAUCGCCCCCAGGGACGCCGUGAGUGACAGGUGGGACAUGUACCAGGAGUCUAAGAAGAGAGACGCACCCUCUCACCCUCGGAGACAGCUCAUGCACAAGGGAGCCAGAGUGUGGAGGAUGUUCCUCGAGAGCCGGCGGUACCUGGCACUCAAGGGACGACUACUUGAGCAGGGCAGCAGCUUCACCGACCCUGGCAGGACAACGUUUCUGUCGACGCGGUGUGGGUGCUGCUCCGAUGACUGCAUGGUAACGAAGUUGUACCCCGACUUGAUUGGCAAGGUGAUGGAGAAGUCGGGAAAGGAGAAGGUUGGGAGACGCACGCUUGGGACUCAAUCGACCGGCGGUAUCGUUCCGGUGAUAUCUUCGGACGAGUCCCCAGUAGCGCCUACUACCAACCCCAUGCCUAGUCCGACGCUUGACGAGAGCAUGGAGGAGAAGGAAGAUGGAGACGAGGAGAUGGAGGAGGAAAGGGAGGAGGAAGAGGAAGAGAAAGAGGAAGAGGAGGAGGAGGACGGGGAGGAGGGGGAGGACAGGGAGGAGGAGGAGGAAGAGUAG